GUGUAAGGACCCAGUCCUCUGUCCUGUCGAAGUUCCCGGAUUGCUCAGAAAAAAAUGGCGGCUUUUUGGUGUACUUAGCAACUUCAAGCAUUAGAAGAAACGACGAAGUCUGCAAGGAAAGAGAUAUAUUUGCCGUAUGAUUCCAAAGUGCAGCUAUGGGACAUACCUGAAGCUCCCAGAACAUGCCUUCAGGAAAGAGUCGCAGUAAAGAAGAUACAUGGAGAGAAUCAGACUUGAAAAAAGCCCUCCAGACGGAAGAUAAAAAAUCAAGAAGUGAAAGAAAAGGAAAAGAGAGGAUUAGGGAUGAUGAUAAGAAAGAAAGGAUUAAGGACAAAGAUGACAGCAGGCGGAGGCGAGAUGAUCGUGGGGAGAUAGCUUCAGGUAGCAGUGAACCAGAUCCUAGAAGGGAGAAGCGCAGACGAGAAGGGGACAAGGAUCGAGUUAAAGACAGAGAGCGUGGAGAUAAAGAAAGAACAAAAGAUCGUGACAAAGAAAGACCCAGAGAAAGAGAUAGCGAACAGGAUAGAACAAGAGAUAAAGACAGAGGGCGCCAUGAGAAAACAGACAAGGGACGAAAUGGUGAAGGAGACCGUGAAAAAAGAAAAGAGCGGAGUGACCGCAAUCAAGAUUACGAGAGGAAGGAUAGAGACAGGAGACAUGAGAAAAAUGGAGAAAGCUCUAGGAUAAGGAGUGGUGAUAGAGAAAAGUCUGAUCGUGAGAAGGAACGUGAGAAGGAGAGAAGGCGGCGGCGUCAUGAGGAUGAGGGAUCAGGUGACAGGCGGCGUGAAAGGAGAGAUAAAGAUGCUCAUGACCCUGAAGAUCCAAAAAGAAGAGAAAAAGAUGAUAAGAAAAAAAGCAGGGAAAGAAGUAAAGGAGAUGAGGAGAGCAGUUCUUCCAGAGAAAGAAAAGACAGGGGGAGGAAAGAUGACAAGAAAAAGUCUAGAGAUAAAGAUGAUCAAGAUAAGAGAAAAGAUAGAGAACACAUUCAGCAUACCAAAGACUCCAAACUUGAUGAAGAAGAUAGGAUAAGAAGACGAGAAAAAGAACUUCUGGAAACACUAAAACAAGAAGAGGAUACAAGAUCUAAAAGCAAGUCUCAUGAAAGCUUGAGGUUCAGAGCAGACACUUUGGAAGAAGCUGAAGCAGUAGAGGAGGAGGACACCAAGCAAAGUUCCAAACCAUCCAUCACCCGUGUAUUAUCAAAUGCAGAAGAAGUCCAAGAUGAAGACCCAGCUGGUUAUGACUAUGAUGAGGACUUUGAGGACUAUGAGGAGGACUUUGAGGAUGAGCCUUCUGACAAUGAGGAUUCUGAGCACCCAUCCCAAGAUAUGCAGGAGCUUCUUCAAGCAAUUAAUGCAGAAAAUGAGAUGCUGUCCAGGGAAGGUAGCAAGCUCUCAAAAUCAAGCGAUGAUGAAUCCAAGAGGGAGACCGCUGCUAGACCUGUAACUGCAAAGGGGAGAAUCAAUUUUGUAGCAGCUAAGCAAAAGCAGAUCAGCCAAAAAGUAGCAUCAAAGACAAGAAAACGUGGACAGGAACUAAUGCGACUGAUAGAUCUGGAUGUUUCUGCAUUUGAGAUGUUUGACCUUCCACCAAUGAAUGAGUAUGAACUAUACAUCAAGAACUUUGGCCGCUCAGACACUAAACAGGCCUAUGUCCAGUGUAAUGAUGACAAUGUAGACCGUGAACUGCAAACUGAAGACAUUGAGAUACGAACAAUAUGGACACAGCAUCCGGCUGAAGGCUUGGCAGGGUGUGGAGACGAACAAGAAUCCUUCACAACGGAAGAGUUUCUAAGCACUAAAAGCAGUUCUCAUAUUGAUAGUGUUCGAAUGACAUCAUUUCUUAAAAAAGCCGGUCAAGCAUGCUUAGUGUUGCUUGAAGAAGCAUUGGUUGAACAAACUAGCAUCAUGCUCAAAGAAUCUAAAUGCUUGGCUUGCACUGACGGUUACGUCCAGCUUGCGACCAAACAGCCAUUACUUGGAGGGCGGAGCAUACGAUCUGUUCAUAUCUCCCCUGUUCAGACGCACUUGAUGUUGGCUGCUCUUGGUCCUAUUGAAGGCCCACCCUCUCAACAGGUCAGUGGAAAUGUCGCUAAGAGGGGACUGGUUUGCUUGUGGAAUAUAAACGAACCUUCAGAGCCUCAAAAGGUUCUAGUUUGUGAGUCACUUCCAAGAUGCUGCUGUCUUAGUCCAUCAAAAGCUACUCUUGCUUUUGCAGGACUUGAGGAUGGUUCGGUGGUUGCCUGGGACCUACGUGAGCCAGCGUCCUUACAUCACUCAUACAAGAUUGGUGACAGGGAUGUUGUCUUGCGAUCGCCUACGUUUAGCACAGCUGGCGUUUUGACGCAGGAUGCCCACCACAGUCCAGUUGUAACGUUGCUUCCAGUUGUUAUGCCGGGAGAUAGUGUGCGGGCAUCAUCUGGCAGCUCAGGAAUAUUGGGGUCUGAUGACAUUGUAGGACUCUCCUUCCAACUUGCAUCUUUAGAGCGAGAUGCCAUGAUGAAUAUAUGGGUCGUAGUUGAGAUGGAAACAGCAGAUGUCGCUGGAUCUGAGUCAGACUUAGGGCUGGCCCCUGGAGGAAAGAUAAAACUGAUCCAGAGCGCAUCUUUACCUCUUGAACCUCCCUUCAGAGAGGUUAGACGAUUAGGGGGGUUCCAGACGUCAGUGAUGCACUUUCUCCCUCAAGACCCGAACCACUUUUAUAUUGCCACUGACACGGGAUAUGUGCUACAUCGUUAUCGUCACGGUGGGAGGAGCACUCCAAAAGCCUACCAGCCAACAAUAGAGUGCCUGGUGGAGAUAUCGGCCAUGGAUGUGUCACCCUGGCAGCUACCUUGUAUCCUAGUUGGAAGUAAAGAUGGAAUUCUCAGACUUUACAACAUAAGAAACGAAUUUCCCCUGAGCACGUGGUCUCAUUUCACGAGGGGCAUUCCGAUCCUCUCAGUUCGCUGGUCACGGAGCAGGCCUGGUGUGUUCUUUGUAUUAGAUGAGGACUCUGGUCUAUACAUCUGGGAUUUACUAGAAAAUGAGUCCGGUCCAGCUGCCGUGGAGAGAUUUAAGCAUGGAAGGGUUACAUCAUUUGAGCUCUCAAGUGACUAUGCAGCAUCAGGCAUAGGAAUUCCAGGCAGAAGUCCAGAAAUGGUUCUUGCUUAUGAGAGUGGCGUCAUUGAGGUUCACCGAAUUAACUCCAAAUUCUCCGAGUGUUCCCCAGAUGAGUUUGACAAAUUUGAUGCAUACUUGAAUGCUUCUUUAUAGCAUGAUGGUAAUGGCCGUAUUUAUUCUAUGAUUCCAUCACAGAUAAUUGACAAAACAAGCUAAAAAGACAUGUAGGAAUAGUGUAUCUAAAACCGCAUUAAAACACUGCCAACAUUGUUUCAAAACACACAGUAUUUGGAUUGGAGUUGGAUUGCGUUGUUUGCACACCCGCAUUGUGCUUCCUAGAAAUGUCGCCAAAAUUGUAUUGAUACUGUUGGCACUAGUGUACAGGCCUCUGACCAUUGGCAGGGACUCGACGGCCAAAUUAUAUCCCCAAGGAAUAGUAGCACUGGUUGUGGUCAACAGCAAAUUAACCCCUAAAAAGGCAACACAUUUGAGUGUGGACGAAGAAAUUUUUAAAAGAAAGGACGACCAUCUGUCUUCUUUUAUGGAGAGUCUCCACAGGGAACCAGUGAUGUGAUCUAACUUGUUUUUUUGCUUGGAACUUCCAAGAAGGUAUAACAAGUGGUUGCCUAUAAAGAUUUGUAUGAAUAACCUUAGGCCAAUCAAUCUAUAUUGAAUAAUAUCUGUAUCAUGGUUUGCGUACAAAAUUAAAUGCACUAUAUACAUAUAUAUAGACUGACUAACAAUCACAAAAUCAUUAUGGAUUGUGCAUAUAUUUAUGAAGUAUUUAUGUAUGUUCAAGUGUUAAAAAGAUGUGGAAUGUAAAUAGCAAUGCACCUGAUGUGAACCUGUAACAUGCUUUAUUGUAUCAUUUUAACAAUAUGGCAAUCUUGUUAGCGCGA
This is a messenger RNA of Nematostella vectensis (starlet sea anemone), 4000 nucleotides long. RefSeq names its product cytoplasmic dynein 2 intermediate chain 1. The record is from RefSeq and is a predicted model, not a curated record. The coding region runs from base 183 to 3254 and encodes 1023 amino acids. NCBI's taxonomy places the organism in Eukaryota, Metazoa, Cnidaria, Anthozoa, Actiniaria, Edwardsiidae. Gene Ontology annotation, cellular component: cytoplasmic dynein complex. The transcript is spliced from 33 exons. Gene Ontology annotation, biological process: intraciliary transport. Gene Ontology annotation, molecular function: dynein heavy chain binding; dynein light chain binding.